This is a messenger RNA of Adineta steineri, 954 nucleotides long. Lineage: Eukaryota; Metazoa; Rotifera; Eurotatoria; Adinetida; Adinetidae. The record is from the annotation of a GenBank genome assembly.
AUGGUGAAUCUCUCUUUUAUUCAACAAGAAAUGAUUCAAUAUGGUAUGAGUAUUUAUUUUUCAUUAGGUCUUGUGGGUAAUAUUUGUAAUUGUAUAAUGUUUAUACAACCAGUCUAUCGUCGUACACCUAGUUCUAUCUAUUUUCUAUCUCUUUCGAUUUUUUCAAUUAUCUAUUUGUUUUGGACAAUUGUUCCACUAUUUUAUACACUCGAUCAUAUUGAUCCUCAUACUCAAUCAUCAUUUUAUUGUAAAAUACAACUUUAUGGUACACAUGUACUUAAUCAAUGUAUUCGCUAUAUUGUCGUAUUUGCUUGUGCAGAUCGUUUCUUUGUUACACAAACAAAUCUUCGAAUUCGUUCAUUAAAUUCAAGACAAGUUGCAAUGAAACUUGUUUUUAUAAUAUGUCCAGUAUCACUCGUAAUUGCUAUACAUGUACCUAUUUUAAUGAAUAUCAGUGGUAAUGUAUGUGGAAGAUUUGGUUUAUAUAAAUUAAUUUAUGCAAUUUAUCAAAUUAUAAUAAUUAGUAUUUUACCAUUGAUAUUAAUGAGUAUUUUUGGUAUUCUUACUAUUCGUAGUCUUUAUCAACGUCAUGUUAAUCAAGUACGAGCUAAACAAAGAGAUCGAGAUUUUAUGCAUCUGACUAUUGCUGAAGUUAUUGUACAUGUAUUUACAUCGAUUCCUUAUUCAAUUUAUCUGAUUUAUAAUGCAGUAACAUAUUCCAUUGUCAUUGAAAAUAGUCCACGAGAUGAAAUUGAAGAAUUUAUUUUUUUUGGUACUCAAUUUAUUACGUAUCUUACAAGUGUUGUUUCUUUUUACGUAUUUAUUUCAACAUCAAAACCAUUUCGAAAUGAAUUUAUCAAUUUACUCGUUAAAUGUCGAAACAAAUAUAGAUUACGACGAAUUGUUCCAUUAAAUGAGCAAAACAAUCAUCGAUUGAAUCCUAACAGACAAUAA